AUGAGCGGUCAGUACUUCGCCACUUAUGUCGAGGAUCUGGAGCAGGACCCGUUUGACGCGAUAGAUUUUGUCGAAAGAGUGGCUUGGCGUAUGACCGGAGGAGCAGAAACGAUCAAUGACCCGGUGUUGCUGAAAAAUAAAUUCGAAGAGGAGAUAGGAAGUCUGCAAAUGCUUUGCGAUCAGUUCCAGAGCAAAAUUUCAAUACUCGAGCACGAACUCAAUAAAGAAAAACGUGAAUAUGUUAAUCAGUUGCAGCGGUUGUAUGAGAGGAAUGCUGAAGCUAUAGAUAAAGUCAAGCAACUUGAUGCAACCAUGCAAUCUGUGUCCACCAAAGUAGUCCACUUGGGUGAUCAGCUGGAAUCGGUUCAUCAACCGAGGCAACGAGCUCACGAUGCCCUGCAGCUAAUCCAGCAUUUUGACGAAUUCCUCUCCGAUCAGCCCUUGAACUCCAUGAUCUUCACCGACCCAGACAAGCUGUUAGAAUCAGCUGAUCUUGUGCAAAAACUGUAUUCUAUAUCACAAGAACUAUCCAAGGAAAAGUUCGCCACCGUCCAAGCUAGAAUAGCUCAUAGAUAUGAAGAGGUGGAAAGGUUGCUCAUUGAUGAGUUUGGCCGUGCUCAACGAGACGAGAAGAAAAUGGCUGAAGUAGCAAAAAUCCUAAGCGAGUUUAAGGGUUACUCGCAUUGCGUUUCUCGGUACGUGGAGUUUAUCCUAUCAUUGUUCCGAAGUGGUAGCGAUGACGUCUAUGAUGAAGCUCUACAGUUAGUUCGCAAUAAUAAACCGAAGAUUGAGGCGAUAUUUCCUAGUCCGAUGGCUGUAGUGCAAAAAUUGAUACUCAGUCUAUACACGGGUCGAUUAAAGGAUCACAUCUACGCAAAGCUUAGGGAUUGUAAAGAUAGCGAAGACCGUGAAGGAUAUUUGAUAGGAUUGGCACAUGCGUAUACCAGCAUUCUUCGCCUCAACAAGGACCUGGACGCUUUGCACGUCAGCUCUGAUGCUUCAUUCCUUCCCACUCUUACGCGAUCCAUAUUUGAUAGGUAUCUUUCGACUUAUACAAAUGAAGAAUUGGAAUAUCUUCACGCUCAGUGUAGUAGCAUACUACAUCGCUUUUAUGAGUCAAAGAGACAUACCAAAAAGCAGAUCCAUAGCGGAGGGUUACAAGAACUGAAAAGAGACGUACAAGCUCGUCUUCUCAAUGUGGAGACUUAUGGUGGUGAAACAUUCUUGUCUGAGGAUGUUGCAAUUAGUAUUCUGCAAGAAACGAAGAAUGCUUUCAACCGAGCUUCGCAGCUUUGCGAGAAAUCUGAAGUCCCCAAGCAAUGCGAAAACAUUCUGGAUAUCCUGCUGAAGUACUUGUACUCUGAACAUUUGGACUACGCCGUUGAAUUAGCCAUUGCUGGAAUCAGUUUGGCUGAACCGAAAGUCAGCCCUCCUGCUUACUUUUUCUCCGUAGUUUCGCAGAAUACAACAAUAGUACUUUUGUUGAUGAAACAGUAUGAAGAUUCUGUGCUUCCAUUGAUAAAGGGAUCCGUGGUGGAGCAGUGUGUAGCAAAAAAAUGGUCGUCUUCAUUGCGCUCGCUUGAGCAGAAGAUCAACAUGGGACUGGAACGACAGUUGAAUGCAAUAGUUGGUUAUGUCCGAUUUGUGCUGACAUCGGAGCAGAAAAAGGCAGACUUCCGGCCUGAUAAUCAGCAGAUCAACCUUGCAGCAUCAGCGCCUUGUCAACAAGUGGUGCGUUUCCUUAUGUCACAAGCAGCUGCUAUGGAAAGAGGCUGUGAUGGGGGAAAUUUGGUCGUCUUACAAACAGAGCUCGCUAAUCGGCUGUACAAACUGCUCUUACAUCAUAUUCAGCAGUUCAUAUUCAAUUCUGCUGGAGCUAUGCUUUUGCUGUGUGACCUCAAUGAGUACCGAAAAUGUGUAUCCCAAUGGCGACUCGAAGCCACGGCCUCGAGGCAGUUCGAGAGCUUGCACGCUUUGGCGAAUCUCCUUGUGGUACUGCCAGAGAAUCUUGCCGAUGCUGCUCAUAGUCCAAUGCUGGCCGAUGUUGAUCAUACACUCAUACAAGACUUCCUAAAGCUCCGCCAUGAUUAUAAAAAUCUCAGGAUUAACUUGUAUUGA
Cylicocyclus nassatus is the source of this 2118-nucleotide messenger RNA. The record is from the annotation of a GenBank genome assembly. Lineage: Eukaryota; Metazoa; Nematoda; Chromadorea; Rhabditida; Strongylidae.